Molecule: messenger RNA, 4840 nt
Organism: Carassius gibelio (silver crucian carp)
Lineage: Eukaryota; Metazoa; Chordata; Actinopteri; Cypriniformes; Cyprinidae
Product: zinc finger MYM-type protein 4
Exons: 29
Coding region: 121-4560 (1479 amino acids)
Molecular function (GO): zinc ion binding
Source: RefSeq, a predicted model, not a curated record
UAACUGACGCCAUUGUUGUUUACAGAGAGGGAGGACGCUUGUACGGGACGGUUUCUUUUACUGUCUGGGGAGGUGGCUUGGUUUUAUUAAUUCAUUUGUAACUGUUUUUUUUCCUCAAAAAUGGUGCUUACAUGUGCCUAUCCUGGAUGCCGCAACCUGUUUAAAAGCGUAAGACUACGCGCGUCAACUCAAACGGGAAAAUUGACUUUUCACCGAUUCCCAACGUUUGAGCCAGAUAGACUGCAUUUAUGGUUGCUUGCUCUUCAGAUGGAUAUUAACACACCCAUGAGGUUACUCAAAGUAUGGAGGGUCUGCAGUGAACAUUUUUCCUCUGAUGAUUUUAAAUCCAUCCGUGGGAAUCAAGUCUUACUUAAAUCAUCAGCGGUUCCCAUGUUUGUUUCACAAAGAGCGGAGGAGACUGUGAUUGAACCAGACGCCCUGUCAGCAGACAACAGUUGGGACAUAGAAGAAGAAGAUGAUGAAGUGUAUUAUGCAGAUGAUUUUGAGUCAACUUCAGGAAAACAAAAGAACCCCAGAACCUCCCCUGAACAACAUGGUCAACUCAUUUUGAAUGUUACAAAUCCACCUACAGAACCAUCUACAUAUCUAUCUUCCUCUGGGUCCUACUAUGCUCUUCCACCCACACGGCACUACCAAAUGAAUGAUCCUGCUGAGGCUGUGCUACAAAUGGAAGAAUGUUAUGAUGUAAACGCCACCAUGGAUUCUGGUGCUUAUUCAGAAGGUGAGAACUCUGGGCUGGACUACAUGUCUGCAGCAGGUGACUUUGUGGCCAGUGAGGAUUCCAAAGGAUAUCUGGACAUGUACCAGGAAGAGGACAUGGCCCAGUGUUCAGAAGAGCUUGUGAUCACUAAAGUUGAGGACACUAAUGAAAUGGCACUGGAACAGAAUGAGGAUUACAUUGGGAUAACAGAAGCGGAUGGACCAGAAGAUUCACAAACACAGAGAGCCAAAGACAUAAAAUGCCGGACUAUGGAAUCGUCUGCUGUAAUGGCUGAUGACAAAAGAGUUAAAGCAACCCAGCCCUCCGUCAUAAUGCCUUUGAAGAUCAAGGAUGAACCUAUGGAUGAGGAGUGCAAGAAAGCUCAACAUUCCCCAAUGGGUAACAUCAAGGAUGAUGAGGAUUUUGACCAAACACCAGAUGAUGUCAAGAUAAAAGGAGCUCCAGUAGGCAUCCCAGAAAAGCCACCAUCAAUCCCAGCUAAAUCCAUUCAUACUUUAAAACGACAUGGUGUGUUGUGCACAGCCUGUAAUAAGGUCAUGCUGAAGGGUCAUACAGCAUUCCAGCGUAGUGGCUCUUCUAAACUUUACUGCUCCCCUCAAUGUCUCUGCGGCUCCAAGAAGAAAACAUGUCACUGCUGCCUGAAAGAGAUUUGUGAUGAGAAUAUCAAAAUUGCCCUGGUAGACAUGUCAGGGACUGUAAAGGAGUUCUGCAGUCAGAAAUGCCGCAAUGCUUUAAACUUCAAGUGCAGUGUGUGUCAGAAGAAAGGAGUGACUCAUAGUCAUGAGGUGAAUUACAUGGGCUCUAUCCAUAAGCUGUGCAGUGACAGCUGCUUCAGUCAGUUCCGCUCCUCCAAUAAGCUGAACAUGAACAGCUGUGUGAACUGUGGAGGAUAUUGCUAUGGCAUAGAUGGUCAGUGUCCGUCCCUGUGGAUGGAGGACAGAGUUAUGAAGUUCUGCAGUCAAAACUGCCUCACAGCUUACAAAAAGAGGAGUCUGAAACUUGUCACCUGCAAAAUGUGUCAUGCCCUGCGGCCAGCUGCAGAUGCAGUGGACAGUCCAAACUCAGAGGGCAUCAGGGAGCUUUUCUGCUCCACUUCCUGUGUCAUGGCGAGUAAAGUCCAGACUGGCAGUUCGUCAGAUGUUGCUGUGGAAUGCAACAACUGCAAGCUGAAACUAGUACCUCAGUACCACAUAUCCAUGCUUGAUGGCUCCGUUCAGAACUUCUGCUCUUAUUCUUGUGUACUAGCAUAUCAGGAGUCCCUCAGUAAGACGAAACCUAAAAUGGCGGUAAAAACUGUUACCUCUACAAGUAGCAACGCAUCUACCCCAAAUCCGUCUUCUUCAGACUCCAGCUCAUCAGUGGAGACUAGCACUACAAGUGGUCCAGUGCAGACAGUCACCAAGAUCCCCUGCUUUCAGUGUCUGAACUCAUUCUUUCACAGACCAGAGCUGCUGGAGUUUAGGAGGAAAAUGUACGCUUUCUGUGGUGACACUUGUAUUGAUGAGUUCAGAAGGAUCUACCGCAUGGAGGCUCGCUGCGAAUACUGCAAGCUUGAUAAAACUUUAAAAAUAGUGAGAAGGAUAAACAAGGUUGACCAUUCUUUCUGCAGUGAGAGAUGCAAGACACACUUUGAGAAUAGCCUCUUCAAACGCUGGGGAAAGAAACGCUGUUGCAACUGCUUCUACUGUAACAGCACUUCUAAGACCGUAGUGACGGAUGUCUUUGAUGGCAAGCAAGAGGAGUUCUGUGGGAAAGAUUGCUUGCUAAAACAUAAUUUGUUGAUCCGUCAGGAAAUAAAGUGCUCAAUGUGCAAGCAGAUGAGAAAGAUGACUGAGACUGUGAAAUGGCUGGGUGAGAUGAAGCAUUUCUGCAGCCUGCGGUGCUUGAUGUUCUUCUGCAGUCUGCAGGGCAUCACUGGAGCCGUGAUCAAAGCUACAAGUAAAUCUCUAGCCAAACAAGGUGUGGCCCCAGGAUCCUCUGCAGUUCCUCGAAGUACUAAAGAGGGCACACAGCCCAUUGCAAAAGUCGCCUCGCUUUCAAGUGCAUCCAAUGAACAGCCAGGUGUUUUGGGAAGCACAAAUCCAAAAGGCUCUGUUCCUGUAAAAGUCACAGGAAAUAGACAAGCUGUGAAAGCUUCUGGUUUGUCAUCCAAAACCCCAAAUGACGACAAGGAAUUGCCUUAUAAGUCCAUGAGCAAAAACAAAGCCACGUCCUGUAAACCCAACAUCUGUGAUGCUGAGACACAAAUAGAUGGUACUCCUAAAGUAAUAGUGCUACCUGUGCCAGUACCAGUGUAUGUGCCAGUUCCCAUGCAUCUCUACACUCAAUACAUUCCACAGUCUGUGGGGCUUCCACUUCCGGUUCCGGUGCCUUUGUUCUUCCCUACAACUCUGGACAGUGCUGAGCACAUUGUGAAGACCAUUCAGGAAAUCAAAGAGAAGAUCCCUGAUGACCCUCUGGAGGCCGACCUCCUCAUGAUGGCAGAGAUGGUGGCUGAGGAUGCAGAGGAGGAAAAACAAAUCAGCUCUAGUGAUCAGACUGGUAGCAUAAUGGAGGGCCUUGAUUUGGAAGAUCUAUCUAGCAAUCUGAGUUGGGAGGAGGACUCUGUGUCUUCUGCCCAGACACAAGAUCAAACUCCAGAGCCUGAGAAAAAGCCUCCAUCCCGAUCUGCCACACUGACCCCUGUCUCCACCGCAGCAGAAGAGCCACAGAUGGACUUGGAGGCAGAUUUCCCAAUCGAAAGAAUUGAACUUUUCAGAAAGCAAAUGCAAAAGGAGAUCAACUCUGGCAAACAGAGAUCACGCAAGAGAGGACACGAUGGCUUCCUUGAGAAGAAACAAGACAGUAAGCGUGCAUCAGCCCCUCAAAACAGCCUCUCCAAACUGCAACAUGAAUAUGGAGUCCAAGCCUGGAAGAAGUGGGUAUGCUGGAGGAACGCCCAACCCAACAUGGAGACUCUCAAAUUUAGCUUGCGCAGUAUGACACUAAAGGAGGACUUGCUGAAGUGUUGCACAGCUGAACUAAGCUACGGCCUCUGCAAGUUCAUUUCUGAAGUGCGUCGACCCAACGGAGAGAAAUACAGCCCUGACAGCAUCUUUUAUCUCUGCUUGGGAAUCCAGAAGUACUUGUUUGAGAAAAAUCGGAUGGAGAACAUCUUCGCAGACGUCUUCUAUGCCAAAUUCUGCCAGGAGCUGACCAACAUCCUCCGAGGGUGGAAACCAACUAUUUCGUCCAGUGGUUACGUUCAUUCUCGUGUGGAGGAGUAUCAUCUGUGGGACUGUAAGCAGCUGGGGGCGUUUUCACCAGGUGUGCUGCUCAACACUCUGCUCUAUUUCUUCACCAAGUACUUCAACUUCAAGACGGUGGAGCAGCACCGUCGCAUCUCUUUUGGCCACAUUAAACGCUACUCUCGAGGACAGGCCAACAACAAAGUGUCUUUCCUGCGUUUUUAUCCCCCAAAAGAGGAUACAAGCACGGACGGUGUCCCUCUAAAGAAGAAGAAGGAAGCUGAACAGCAAAGGGUGCUAAAAAUACGGCAGAAUUCAGACAAUCCCCUCCGCUGUCCUGUCAAGCUGUACGAGUUCUAUCUAUUAAAAUGUUCGCCCGGCAUAAGACAUGACACAACCCAGUUUUACCUGAGCCCCGAGCGCUCCUGUGUACCCAGCAGUCCCACAUGGUUCUCAACCACUUCACUGAGUGAUGAGGCUCUGGACAGCAUGCUCACACGAAUCCUUACUGUCAGAGAGCUGCACCUGGAGAGAGACCAAUCACCCAAUGAGACGGAUUCGGACAGUGACUCAGACUUCACACCAUUUUAGUACCGCAAUAUCGAGAAAAACUUGAAUAUGUCCUCUUGGAUUUUGACUGUUGGUCUGAAUGCUGGAAAGCAAGUGGUUUGUCAUUUUUUUUUUUUUUUUCAUUUUCAAUCUUCUUUUAGUUACAAGAGGAUACAACUAUACAGUGGGAUUGUUGUAAGUCACCACCUUUGUAUUAUAUUUAAACACUAAUGGCAUUGACAGCAUCAUUCCAAAAGAAAGAUAUUAAAAUUGUUUUUCAUCGCAAGCCAUGUUGGUCAAAAUACAUGGAAUGUUCCUGAAA